AUGGCCCCGGAAAUAGGCAAACCCGUCUUCGACGCGAACAGCCCGGAACCUGCCACAGACCUCAAAUCCCAGCUUCGCCCUUCUCUAUACAAUCACUCCCUCGUCACCACAGAAUAUGAUGCCCUGAAAUUCCACGCCGCAGCAUCCCUCCAGCUCCAAUUCGGCCAUCCACAGGAUUCAGCUUCCCCACAGAGCGACCUCUUAAUCACAUCGCCGUAUAAUGAUCCUAAACAUCUCCUGGAUCUCAAAACCCUCGAUAUACCCAAUCAGUUGCUUGCGAAGGCGUUCACGAUCCUCAGACCCGUUCGUGACGACUACGCCACGGCAGCUUACACCGAGGCCUUCAAUUGGUCGGCUGCGUUUGAUUUCCUGCAGUAUUUAGCCCGGUUUGAGGGGUACCAGUGGGAGAAGCAGCAUUUUUACGUGGUUGUCUUUCGAUCCCGGUUGAGGGCCGAUAUCGAUAAUCAGCGGUUGCAUGAUUUGGACGCGUAUUCGCACCAGGAAGCCGUUGCUAGUGGAGGGUUAUUGAAGUAUUGGUUUGGGUCGAAGGACGAGGAGAGGAGGAAUUUGGCUACUUGUGUCUGGCGUAGUCGCAACGAUGCCAGAUUGGGCGGCACCGGGCCCUGGCAUAAGAAGGCCCGUGGGGCGGCGCGAGAUCUAUACGAGACUAUUAGUUUUACGACGUUGAAGUUGGUCAUUGAAGAUGAUGUGCAGGCGUGGAGUUUUACGAACUGGACGGAUAAGGAUGAAUGA
This is a messenger RNA of Aspergillus alliaceus, 753 nucleotides long. RefSeq lists its product as uncharacterized. The record is from RefSeq and is a predicted model, not a curated record. Lineage: Eukaryota; Fungi; Ascomycota; Eurotiomycetes; Eurotiales; Aspergillaceae. The coding region runs from base 1 to 753 and encodes 250 amino acids. The transcript has 2 exons.